AUGAAAGUAUUAGUAUCUAUUUUAAUAAGUGCAGCGCUUGUGACAUAUGCAGCACUUGACAUUCACAAAGGUGCUGAACCUUGGGCACCCAAGAUCUUGGAAAUGUGUAUGAAUCCUGCCAACACCAAUGCUACUGGUAAUCUUCGUGUUUUUUAUACUGGCCAAUUUUCUAUGUUAGACCGUCUAAUCUGUUUCUAUGUUAAUUUUAUUCAACCUACCUUACACGAUAUCAUGGGUACACCUCUCUUGCGAUUGAUGAUGGGAGCAUUUACAGCUGUUUAUUGUAUUAUGGCGUUCGAAGGAUCUCGACGAGGCUUUAAAUCAACUCUUUUAUCUGCUUUCCCUCUAUUUGCUUUUUUAGCUAACUUAAUUGGUAUCUUUGUUGUGUUUCCUCUUAUUUGGUUACCAUUGAGUCUUUAUUAUCGUAAAAAGUCAAAAGGGCAUCCUGAAAACUGGGCCAUCACAUUGCCUCAAGCUUAUGGUACUCUUCUGGCUGUGAUUGUUGGUUACACGAUUCCCAGUGCUAUCUUAACGAGUCCACUUAUUGAGCCUAAAUCUCGUCUUGAACAAGAUUUUAUUUCAAUCUGGUUUGUUUUACCGAUCCUUAUCGUUCCCAUCAUCAAUGUCUGUCAAUGGGUUUUCAAAAAGUUGGGAUCCCCCGUCGAGAGAAUUCGCGAUCCUGUCUUGAAGGAUCGUAUGUAUAUAGUUGAAGGCAAAGACGCUGUUGAACGAUCCUAUUUGUUUUUAGCAGUAACAAACAUGUUCUUGUAUUUUACCUCAUAUUGGUUUUUAGCUAAGGAUGGCAUCCGUGUCCUUGAAGCCAUUGUGAUGUUGUUGAAGGCACCUGGUAGUUUACCUGCCGAUUUGACAUUUAAUGAUUUAAGUCAAAUAUUAGCAACACGUACUGUAUUGAUUGAUUUGAUCGUUUUAAGUAUUGGAUUUGUAUUAUGGGCUACUUUCCAAGGUGGUUUAAAAGCAGGUCUCAUUGUGGCGGCUCUGUCAUUCAUCGUUGGCCCUACAGCUGCCGUUUGCUUCUUUGCCUAUUAUCGUGAAGAUACUGUACAGAAUAUGGUCUCGGAGGAUCCAAAUGCUAAAAAGGUAUUGCUUGAAGCUGUAGAUAAACUCGAAAAAAGAAAGUAA
This is a messenger RNA of Cokeromyces recurvatus, 1140 nucleotides long. RefSeq lists its product as uncharacterized. Bases 1 to 1140 code for a protein of 379 amino acids. The transcript has a single exon. The record is from RefSeq and is a predicted model, not a curated record. Lineage: Eukaryota; Fungi; Mucoromycota; Mucoromycetes; Mucorales; Mucoraceae.